Talaromyces amestolkiae is the source of this 1608-nucleotide messenger RNA. RefSeq lists its product as uncharacterized. Gene Ontology annotation, cellular component: nucleus. Bases 1 to 1608 code for a protein of 535 amino acids. Gene Ontology annotation, molecular function: RNA polymerase II cis-regulatory region sequence-specific DNA binding; DNA-binding transcription factor activity, RNA polymerase II-specific; zinc ion binding. Gene Ontology annotation, biological process: positive regulation of transcription from RNA polymerase II promoter by galactose; DNA-templated transcription. The record is from RefSeq and is a predicted model, not a curated record. Lineage: Eukaryota; Fungi; Ascomycota; Eurotiomycetes; Eurotiales; Trichocomaceae. The transcript is spliced from 4 exons.
AUGCUUGAUGCAGAAAUCACGCCGUCAGGAGCGGCGGAACUAGAGUCCUCUCCAGAAGAAAUCUACUCACUAUUGGAUUCUUAUUUUGAAGCCGUGCGAACUCCUUCCAGCGGCCUACUAGAUCUAUUCACAGCAGACGAAGUGGACCUACUCAUCAGUUAUAUCGUGACUAAUGGACAAGCCUCAUCACCGCCAUCGAUAACCGAGAUUGACGCAGCUUCUCUCUACACUGCUCUGGCCAUUGGGGCUCAAGUGAGACCUUUGGGAGACCUUUCAUCCCGAAUUGAGCUGGACUAUUUCUGCCGAGCACAACGAGUCGCCUUCGAGAACAUGCUGACUAGUCAGAACUUGAGCAUGGUCCGUUUAUUUAUUCUUCUUGCCUUUUAUAUGAUCGGAGCUUGUCGUAGAAAUACGGCUUCCAUAUAUUUGGGUAUAGCUGCUAGGACAGCUAUUGUGCUAAGUCUGCACAAUCCCGCGAAUUACCAAAAUAUUGACACAGAGGAGUAUAACAAACGAAUCAGAAUAUGGGAUAGUCUUCGCAAUGUCGAUAUCCUCUCAAGUUUCAUUCUGGGAAAGCCGCGGAAUCUGCCCACUACCUUAGGGAAUGAGAAAGACGAUCAUGCGCAUGUUAACUCUGGCACGAUGGUUCAAUAUUCACAAGCUGCUUUUAGCGAAAUCGUCAAAGCGUGUUCCUUGUUGGAGAACAUAGUCGACAAGCUCAGCACAGGUAACAUGCUUCAUAUCCCGACCGCUGAAGUGCUCCUCCAACAGUUCCGCCGCUGGAGCCAGUCAUUACCUCCAGUCCUUCUCAGGUUUACCUUUCAUCCUGGCGAGGGAGCUUCUCUAGAUCCUGUCGAUCGACAAAUGCUAGUUGGAAAUAUUCACGUGUCUUGUGUGUAUUACUUUUCCGUGAUACUCAUCACUCGCCCGUUUCUGAUUGCAUACCUAUUGUCUCGUCUCCGUGGAAGAGCACCAGAUCAAUUGAUAAGUGAUCCGGAUGAGGCAACAGAUAUCAAUAUCAAAAACAACAAGGUGUCAAAACUUGGUCAAGUUUGUGUGAGUUCUGCUAUGUAUAUGGUCAAUAUGUGUCAGACAGCAAAGUCGUCCGAAUUUUUCUUCGGCAAUCUGUGUUUACUGAAAGCCUGGAUAUUUGGAGCGGCUCUUGUCCUCGGAUUCGCCAAGUUUGCCGGUGAACCUCGAAAAGACAUUGAUGACUCCUUUGAAAAUGCCCGAGACAUCCUCGAUAGCAUUGCUCUCACAAGUCCACAAGCUACCCUUUACUGUGAGAUCCUGGAAAGUUUUGCCGAGGGUAUACAGAAUUACCACUCGCGAAUAUCUACCGAGAUCCAUCACACAGUUCAGCAUUAUAUGAGUCAGAUUCUGGUUUUUGAAACCUCACAAGACGAUGAAAUGGCUAAUAGACCCUAUGCUGCCGAGCAAGAUGUACCCGAUAUACCUAGUGUUUUUGACCUUUCUAUUGCUCUAGGCGAUGACACUAUGCCGUGUAAUCAGACGGGGAAAAAUAAUUGUGAUGCGAGUAUUGUGGUGACCGAAGAUUUUCUGCUAGAUACAGAACCAUUGGAGAGACUAUUCUACAGUGUUGAAUAA